AUGCCAUCGCCACCGCUAGAGCAGCAACUGCCUCCAGAACCACCGAGGCGAAGAAGAGGUGCACGGAUGUACGUGCGUGGGGGUUUGCAUUUCAGCACCCCCCAACACUCCAGCAACAACAACUACCCGCCACUCUACGAAGACCCGCAAAUCGGUGGGCCUUCAAAUGCAGUUUCUGAAGUCGACUCUGCACUAGUCGAACCAGCACCACAAAUAGGUUAUGAUAACCCAAUUCCUUCUUACCCAGGUGCAGCUGGGUACAACCCGUACGAGCAGCAAGCUUAUUCGGGUUAUAACUACAAUAAUGUCCUUGCCGUUGAUCUGUACAUCGAGGCAACAAACUACAAUGCUCUCUACCCUGGACCCUUUCCAGCUACGUAUCCAACUGGGUACCCCGCAUAUGGGUAUCAAUAUCCACCGCCUCCUCAACCUCAGCAGCAGCAGCCGCAGCCACCACAAAUUCAACCACCGCAGUAG
Helianthus annuus (common sunflower) is the source of this 477-nucleotide messenger RNA. RefSeq lists its product as uncharacterized. Bases 1 to 477 code for a protein of 158 amino acids. The record is from RefSeq and is a predicted model, not a curated record. Lineage: Eukaryota; Viridiplantae; Streptophyta; Magnoliopsida; Asterales; Asteraceae. The transcript has a single exon.